Messenger RNA from Capsicum annuum, 2994 nucleotides. RefSeq names its product G2/mitotic-specific cyclin S13-6. Gene Ontology annotation, molecular function: cyclin-dependent protein serine/threonine kinase regulator activity. NCBI's taxonomy places the organism in Eukaryota, Viridiplantae, Streptophyta, Magnoliopsida, Solanales, Solanaceae. The record is from RefSeq and is a predicted model, not a curated record. Gene Ontology annotation, biological process: mitotic cell cycle phase transition; regulation of cyclin-dependent protein serine/threonine kinase activity. Gene Ontology annotation, cellular component: cyclin-dependent protein kinase holoenzyme complex; nucleus; centrosome.
AUGUUAAUUGAUAAAUUUCAUUCUGGAGCAAGUAACCCGAAACCUUCUGCAGAAAGCCCUACUGUUCAAGCUCGAGUUCUGCCCUUCCAGGCUGCAUGUGGUCUGAGUAAGAAGUCAAAGGAGCAGAUUGUGGACAUUGAUGCUGCAGAUGUGAACUAUGAAUUGGCAGUUUUGGAAUAUGUUGAAGACAUUUACAGCUUCUACAAACUAGCUGAGAGUGAGACAAGAGUUCAUGACUAAUUAUUCACAGCCUACCACAAGUUUGAGCUUAAUCCAGAAAAUCUUAACCUCACAAUCUACAUUGUUGAUCGCUACCUCGCUGUGGAGACUGCAUCAAGAAGGGAACUGCAGUUGGUGGGCAUUAGUUCCAUGCUUAUAGCCUCUAAAUAUGAAGAAACUUGGGCUCCCGAGCUCAAUGACUUCGUGUGCAUCUCGGACAAAACUUACAGUCACGAGCAAGUGUUAACUAUGGAGAAACAAAUUCACGAGCAACUGGAAUGGUAUCUAACAGUCCCAACACCUUAUGUGUUCCUCGUCCGUUCCAUCAAAGCUUCUUUACCUGAUUCAGAAGUCAAUGACUUCAUGUGCAUCUUGGACAAAACUUACAGUCACGAGGAAGUGUUAACUAUGGACAAACAAAUUCUCGGGCAACUGGUUGUCGUGGAUAAAAUUGUCGUGGUUGUGUGAAGUGAAGUUAGCCAUGUGGAAGCCUCAUUGUUUGCCGAUUAACCGACUAUUACACAAGGGGCCGAUGAAACUACCACAUUUAAAGACCUCAAACUAAACUUUGUCUUUCAAUUGCGUCGACCUUGGAAUAAAGAGCUUAUAAGUUUUGGGAACCUGAGAAUAUCAUGGACUACAAUUUUGUGAUUGGUCUACAUAUCUGCAAUUAUUGCAUCCUUCUGGUAACAAUUCUGGAAAUCUUUGUACAUCUAUGUUACAUUGCGUUAAACUGGUUGUUGUGGAUAAAGUAGCGGUGGUUGGUGAGGUGAAGUUAGCCAUGUGGAACCCUCAUUGUUUGCCGAUUAGCCGACUAUUGUAAGUGUUUGGUUAUUGUUUUCAGUACCGAAGCUCCUUGGUUACAAAGUUUUUUGGUGUACAUUGUGUUAAAUUGGUUGGAUGUCAAAGGUAUGUUUGAGAUCCCUUUAGCGCUACGACCUAUCUGCUUCCGAAGAAGAUCAUGUAUAUUUCCUUCUGCAGUUAUUUCUCUAGGAGUUCUUACAUUCUCUUAUUCAACAAACGGGUGUCUUAAUGGAUAUGUCAUAGAAUUGUUAAGUGCACACUAUUAAAGGAUAAUGUUUUGUUUUAUAAAUGGUAACCAGUUGGUCAUACUAUAACAAUGAGAAUGCUAGAGCUGUGUUGCUUAAAAAUAUAAAUUGCAGAAGAACUCAUAACAUGGAAAGACAAUAAUCUGCGUUAAUAAAUCAACUGGCAUUCCGUAAUAUGAUUUCAGGUGAAAUGCAUCAGUGAAGUGGCUCAGGGUAGCAAGAUAUUGGCCACACACACUGACUGUCCUGGUGUAAGCAUCUGCUUCUGAAUAUUUCAAUUUUAUUUGGUAGCCCUAUCGUACACAUUUGUUUCCCCCCUGGUGGUUUCUUGGUAACCAACAUAAAGCUGGUGGAAACUCUAGGCUACAAGCAGAUGAGUUGAUUCCGAUGGAUUCUACUGUGAGUGGAUAUGUCACUACUUCACUAUUCUCUAAAGCUGUUUGGGUUUCGAUUAAUCCAUUGCUUAGUACAGGAUACCAAUCCCCUUUAAAGUUAGAUGAAGUGCCUUUGCUUCCACCUGAUUUCCCAGCUGUAAGAACGUCAGAGUUUUUACAAAAAUAUUUCCCUGAGCCAGGUGAAAAUAUGAAGUAUCCUGUAUAAAUAACAUUGAUCUGAUGUUUCAGGAAAGAUGUAAUAAUUAGUUUCCUUGCAAUAGUGCAGUUGUCUGAUAUAUAUGUCGGAACAACUCUAAUCCGAAGUUUCAUUGCUACUGCUUCUGCGGAUAGAACAAAACUUUGAGCCCGAUUCAAAUUAUGACAUCUUUUCUACUCUACGUCCUUAUUUUUGACAUAUUCUGUGCUAUGUAAACUUACAAAUUGAAAAUAGCGGUAAAUAACAAUUUUAUUUUUUCUUAUGACAAGUGAAUCCGCAGCGCUGCACCACCCGCCCAGGUUAAAUUCCCACUGAUGUGUCGACUAAUUCUACAUCCAACCUUUUCGGCAAACAGGAAGAGUCUUCAUUUCUAUGCAAUAUUUACAAGAGCCAGUCAACGGUGUUCUGCAGAAGUUUUGUACCUUGGAAGUUACCAACCACUUCAAGAACCCAGGAUACAUGGAAGUUUUCUGAAGUGACCUUCAUUCCUCUGCAAUUUUUACAAGAGCCAUUCAACAGUGUUUUGCAGAAGAUUUAGUACCUUGAAAGUUACCAACCACCUGAAGAACCCAGGAUACAUGAGAAGUCUUCUGUGUGACAUCUUCUAUGCUCAGUAUUGAACAUAUUUCAAAGCGAGGAAAUCACAAGUUAUUGCAGUUGGUGGUUGCACCUCCUGGUUUGGGAAACUCGAGGUAAUUGCACCAUGAGUUCGUUUUGAAUGUGUCAACGAAAAAUGAACUUUGGCUAUAUAUACUAUUCUGCCGAUGCUGCGAUGAGUAUUUGACAAUGCCAACUGAAUCAAACGUCUUACCCUCCAGAAGUUGUGACGCUCCUCAAGUUCAGUUACUUGUCCAGACCAUAGUUAACAUAUAACUGACAGUUUCUUCUUUUGUUUCCUUUUCUCUACUCCUUUUUUGGACAUAAACGUAACAAAUGGUGGGUGGAACAUUAUUAGAAGUUUGUAGUGUGGUGUUUGAUUGGUUGGGUGUCAAUCGUCAUGUUCAGAUGAACCUAUUGACAACCUCUUGUUAAUUUAAAUUGGAGCCAAAAUAGUAACAGUGUUCUUGGAACAAAAAAGUACGAAAAGCUGAAAAAUAGGAUCAUUUAUCAUAUAAAGUUUCAAAUAUAUCAUAAA